Messenger RNA from Pogona vitticeps (central bearded dragon), 759 nucleotides. RefSeq names its product superoxide dismutase 1 (gene SOD1). Gene Ontology annotation, molecular function: copper ion binding. Gene Ontology annotation, biological process: superoxide metabolic process. Lineage: Eukaryota; Metazoa; Chordata; Lepidosauria; Squamata; Agamidae. The record is from RefSeq and is a predicted model, not a curated record.
AGUGGCAAGGUUUGCGCAAGCGCUUGGAGGGCGAGGGUAGCUGGUGGGUGGCGAGCUGUGGUUGCUAUUGAGUGGCGAAACAUGGCGGCGCAGAAAACGAUGGCGGUGCAGAAAGCGAUUUGCGUCCUGGUCCCUGACCCGACCUCCGGGAGUCAAGUGAAGGGGGUCAUUCAUUUCGAGCAGAAGGGUAGUGAGGUAUGUGUUUCGGGAUCUAUUGAAGGACUGACUCCAGGGAAGCAUGGGUUCCAUGUCCAUGAGUUUGGAGACAAUACUAAUGGAUGUACCAGUGCAGGCCCACACUUCAAUCCUGAGAACAAAACACAUGGUGGACCAGAUGAUGAAGAAAGGCAUGUUGGUGAUCUUGGAAAUGUGACUGCAGAUGCAUUAGGUGUGGCAAGUGUAUCAAAAAAGGACCAUGUUAUUUCUCUCUCGGGGCCACAUUCAGUUAUUGGACGUACUAUGGUGGUUCAUGCAAAAGAAGAUGAUCUGGGUAAAGGUGGAAACGAAGAGAGCUUGAAAACUGGAAAUGCUGGUGCUCGUUUAGCUUGUGGUGUGAUUGGACUGGCUAAGGCUUAGAUACUUCAAGAGAAGCAUUGUAUAUGAAAAACCACAUAUGGAUUGUCCUUGAGGAAUUCUCAGAUAUUUCUUUGCUUAGAGAAAAAAAAGGAACCACUUAAUCCUAUGGCUUUGUUUAAUCUGGAAGUUAAGCUGACAUGUCAUAUUUUGUAUACCUAUAAUUAAAGUGGCUGUGAAACAUAA